Trypanosoma theileri is the source of this 1038-nucleotide messenger RNA. RefSeq names its product putative ribosomal RNA adenine dimethylase family protein. Gene Ontology annotation, biological process: rRNA methylation. The transcript has a single exon. Lineage: Eukaryota; Euglenozoa; Kinetoplastea; Trypanosomatida; Trypanosomatidae. Gene Ontology annotation, molecular function: rRNA (adenine-N6,N6-)-dimethyltransferase activity. The coding region runs from base 1 to 1038 and encodes 345 amino acids. Gene Ontology annotation, cellular component: mitochondrial matrix. The record is from RefSeq and is a predicted model, not a curated record.
AUGCCGAAGGAGCCGCGUAGUGUUUCUAUGGGCGUCAUUAGUGCGGCCCCGCUGCACGCUGCGUCAAAGAAACUUAAGUUUGCCACAGAGGUGACAACACUCGGCAAGACGUCUACACGCAAAGCGUCAAAGAAGAGCGAGCAGCAAGUUGGAUUAAAAACAGGUGGAAGUCAGAGUGGUAUGGUCUUUAAUAAGGGUUUUGGGCAGCAUAUUCUGAAGAACCCGCUUGUAAUUGCCGCUAUUGUUGAGAAGGCGGCGAUCAAACCAACGGAUGUUGUGUUGGAGAUUGGCCCUGGAACGGGGAAUCUCACAGAGAAAUUGCUGCAAACGGCGAAGCGAGUUAUUGCCUUUGAAGUUGACCCGCGAAUGGUGGCAGAACUCAACAAGCGAUUUCAGAAUACUCCACUCGCGGCGAAACUACAGGUGAUUCGUGGAAACUGUUUAGAUCAUGAAUUUCCCUUCUUUGAUAAGUGUGUGGCUAAUGUGCCCUAUGCCAUUUCCUCUGCUCUUGUUUUCAAAUUGCUGAAGAAACCAACAUUUAAGUGUGCUGUGCUGAUGUUCCAGCGAGAGUUUGCUCUUCGUGUGUGUGCGCAGCCCGGAUCAGAGGCGUACUGCCGUCUAUCUGUUAACUCCCAGCUACUGGCACGCUGCAGUCAUCUGAUGAAAAUCAGUAAAAACAGCUUUAAUCCUCCACCAAAGGUAGAAUCCAGUGUUAUUCGCCUUGAUCCAAAACAUCCACCACCAGAUGUUGACUUUGAAGAAUGGGAUGGACUUGUUAAAUUCAUUUUUAACAGAAAAAACAAGAAGGUCUCAUCUAUCUUUCGUACAAAGAACGCAUUGCAGACAUUGUAUGAGAAAUACUGCAGUUACCAAAAGAUGGAAGGGGCAAAAGAGGUGAAAAGUCUUGCAGAGUUCAAAGAAUUAUUGGAGUCGGUCAUUCAAAAUCCGGUAUUUGAAAAACGUGCAAGGGUACUAGACCAAGAAGCUAUUACAGAUCUUCUUUGCCACUUUACAACAAAUGGUAUUCACUUUGUGUAG